Dichomitus squalens LYAD-421 SS1 is the source of this 288-nucleotide messenger RNA. RefSeq lists its product as uncharacterized. NCBI's taxonomy places the organism in Eukaryota, Fungi, Basidiomycota, Agaricomycetes, Polyporales, Polyporaceae. The coding region runs from base 1 to 288 and encodes 95 amino acids. The transcript is spliced from 2 exons. The record is from RefSeq and is a predicted model, not a curated record.
AUGGCCCCCACGGGCAAGGCGCCCAGCGUCGACCCCCUCUCCCAGUCCCUCCCCACUGAGCUCACCUCCUGGUCCGACGCCGAGGAGACGCUCGUCAAGACCGCCAACGCCGGCGAGGUCCCCAACAAUGUCGAGGCCGCCCUCCGCGACGAGGGCGCCGACAUGCUCACGGGCACCGACAAGAAGCUCGCCGGCACCACCGUCGACCGCGAGGUCGUCUCUGGCGCCAAUCCCAUGGCUGCCAACGCGCUCGGUGCGAAGUUCGUCGAGAUGCUGAAGGCCCGCUAA